Messenger RNA from Fomitiporia mediterranea MF3/22, 1245 nucleotides. RefSeq lists its product as uncharacterized. Lineage: Eukaryota; Fungi; Basidiomycota; Agaricomycetes; Hymenochaetales; Hymenochaetaceae. The transcript has 2 exons. Bases 1 to 1245 code for a protein of 414 amino acids. The record is from RefSeq and is a predicted model, not a curated record.
AUGUCAUCCGAUGAUAAAAUCGAGAUCGAGCCGCAUGUGCUGGAGUACAUGAAGCAGGUUGAACAGGGCCUCUCUCCUCGUGCUUCGUUAGCCGAGAAGCCCCUCGAUGCACAGAAGCGUCUCAGCCCUGUGCUGUUGUGGAGUAAGCGCAGGCGGUCGGACCCUUCGCACAGGGACUCCGAUCCAGGAAAGCCCAUCCUGAAGAACUCGGAACACGAUUUCGAUAGGACACUGUCGCCAGAUUGGCCGCUACCGCGCGCGAGUAUUCGUCGGGGGAAUAAUGUUCCUUUGGAUUUCACAACAAGAAAAGAGCCUCCGACUGUUGAUCAGUCUACUAAUGGCCAGUCAGGGUCGAAUUACACUUUGGACAUGGACAUAGGAAAUGACCUCUUCUAUACUCCGAAGGGUAUACUCUCAGAAAAGGACUAUGACACCGAUGACGGUCCCACAGUGGAGGAGUACGGUAUGGCCUACAGUGGGCAUAUGGACGACUUUUAUGCGGAUCCUCGAACGCCCCUCCCAACGCCAAAGUUGCGCACGUCGUUCAAACAAGAUGUUCCUUACCAGGGCUACCCGAUGACACCGCAAAACACGACACGUGUCAAACGUCGUCCUCCUCCACUUGUAGACGAACUCGAUAUCCAGCAGAACCGCCCUGCCUUCCCCAGCCGUCAGUUCUCUGCACCAGCUGUUACGCCCUCGCCGAGUGAAUUCCCACUUCCGCCGUCCAUUCUUGCAACUGGAGGAUCAGCAGGCAACUAUGCGAAUCGUGGGCAAACAUUUGGAACGACGUCCACCGGGUUGUUUGAUCCCACCGAACAACAACGCCGAGUACCUUCCUGGCGCCCAUCUUUCCCUUCGUGGGGUCGUCGCUCUAGCGAGAAAGUUCAACGCCCAGAAACAGGUCGAACAGCAUCCAAACGCAAGAGUAACUCUGGCAUCGAACCAGAUCCAAAGCGACGCAAAGUGCACUUUGUACUUCCUCCAGGUCAUCAGGAACAUCCACCUAUGAGACGUCGGCCCACGCCUUAUUACGAGCCGUUUUCAGCGAAGGUGAAGAGGGUUCUCUUGUCGUUCUUCAAACCGUUCCAGGGGAAGAGUGAAGAAGAGAAGGCACAGAAGGAUGCUGCUAAGGCACAGAAGAAGGCUGCUAAGUUACAGAAGAAGAGGGAGAAGCAGGCUAGAAAGGAAAGAGAGGAGCUUAUUGAAUCUUACAGGCAUUUUGAUGACUUAGUCGAUGAGUGA